Messenger RNA from Leptopilina boulardi, 4299 nucleotides. RefSeq names its product transforming acidic coiled-coil-containing protein 3 (gene tacc). Bases 366 to 3992 code for a protein of 1208 amino acids. The record is from RefSeq and is a predicted model, not a curated record. Gene Ontology annotation, biological process: mitotic spindle organization; cell population proliferation. The transcript is spliced from 6 exons. Gene Ontology annotation, cellular component: cytoplasm. Lineage: Eukaryota; Metazoa; Arthropoda; Insecta; Hymenoptera; Figitidae.
GUUGUCAACAGUUAAACGACAUUCGACCGUUAGAAGUUAGAGUGGUGUUUUGUGUGACGAGUGCGAUAUUUAGCAAAGAUUUGCUCUAAAAAAAAGUAACUAAAAAGUGCUAAUUUUAUAAUAUAAUUAAAGUUGCUUUUGCUGCUAUUCACUAGAGAAAAAAAUUUCAUAAAUUUGACUGAGUCAAAGUCGUAAAAGUGUAUAGUAUAUCUUUUGUUAUAUAGCAGUAGAAGCAAGAGUCGGCUUUUGCUUGCUAAAAUAACGCGCGAAAAAGUGUAUUAAAAUCUACAAAUAUAUAAGGAAAGCUGUGCUUUUUCUUUAUCAUUAUUAUAAAAAAAGAAGAGAUUUUAUUAUAUCCAAACAAAAUGUCAAGUCCAAGAAAAAGUUACGGAUCAAGCGAAAUUCGCGAGGGAACAAGAUUUGUCUUAAAGGAAAUUACUGCCUCUCUUCAUAAUUCACAGACAUCUCCUCGUACAAGUGGAAACGAUUCAGCACUUCAAAAAUCACCAGAACAUGCGGUGAAGGUGCAAUUUGCGCGGGAAUUUGCGGACGUGAAAAAAACAACAUCCCCAACGACAGAGAGUCUUUCAUCGGCCGGUAGUUUUCAAAGUUUAUCAUCUACAUUAAGUUCAAAAAGUAGUAGUGGCAUAUGUGCAGAUCAUUUGCCUGAGAGUCCAUUAGGAAAAAGUGCAAACACAUCUUAUAUUAAUUCUGAUAUUCCUGGUUUAGAUGAUUUAAUUUCUGCUUGCGCUGAUAUAAAAAUAACAAAUGAAAAUGUCCCACUUGGUAUUGGUGAUUUAAGUCAAGAUCAAACAUUUUCAUCGGCUUGUGGUGAUCUUUCAAUUAUUGAAGAAAAAAGCAACGACUAUUUUCAAGAAAAAGAAGAAAACAAUUUUAAAAUAAUUAAUAAUGAAAGUGAAUUAAAAAUUCCUGAUUCUUCAAUUUUUUAUCCGCCGGAAAAUAUUUCACAACAAUUUUCAAUAGAAAAUUUCUCCUCAAUUAUACCAAUUGUUUCAUCCGAUGAAAGUAUUGUUAAAAGUCACGAUCUAAAUAAUAUAGAUAAGAAAUCAUUAGUUUUUUCAACAGCUCUUGAUUUUCAAAAUUUACAAGGAUUUACACCGAAAAUUGUCAUUGAUGAUAAACCAAAUAUAGAAAUAAAUGUCCCACAAAAUGAAAGUAUUGAACAUGUGAAUUCAAUUACAGAAUUUGGUUUUAAUGCAUCUAUAGAGAGUCAAAAGAAUAUUUCUUUAAUUGAUACAAAUAAUAUUUCUGCUUUAGAUACAUCUCAGUUGCCAUCAGUUACGAAUAUUUUGAAUUUAACACAUCCAAGUGAAAAUAAUUUACCUCAUUUAGAAACAAUAAAAGUUGUCGAAGAAAGUCCAAAAAUUUCCAACGAUAGUGAAAAAAUUACUAUUGAAGAAUUUUCAAUUAUUGCCGAAGAAAAUAUCAAAAUUAACGAAGAAAUUCCACUUAAUUUAUCAGAAAAUUUUCUAAUUCUUGAAAAAGUCCCAGAAGAAAGCAACAUCAAAAUUAACGAAGAAAUUGUAAUUAAUUCACUCGAACAAAUUAAUAAAGUUGUUGAUGAAAUUCCAGUUGAAUUAGAAAAUUGUUUAAAACUUGCCGAUGAAAUUGUAGACAAUUUAGAAAAGAAUAAAGAAAUUCCCAUUGAAUCAGAAAAUUGUCUAAAACUUACAGAGGAAAUUACAGUCAAUUUAGAAGAGAAUAAAGAAAUUGAAUUAGAAAAUUGUCCAAAAUUAAUUGCCGAAGAAAUUAUAGACAAUUUAGAACAGAAUAAAGAAAUUCCCAUUGAAUCAGAAAAUUGUCUAAAUAUUACAAAGGAAAUUAUUGACAAUUUAGAAGAAAAUAAAGAAAUUUUAAAUAAUUCCAAAGAAAUUGUUGAAAAAAUUUCCGAUAAUUCUGAAGAAAAUGCAUUAAAUUCAACAUUUGGAAUUAUAAUAAAUGAAGAUUUAAAAUCACCAAUUUCAGAAUUUAUCAAUAAAAUUAACGUCACUCCAAAUCAUUCACUGGAUGAUGAAAAUAUUCAAAAAAUUUCACAUUCUGAAACUGAAAAAAAGAAAUCACCAACACUACAAUCAAUUUUGGACAAAGUUGCCGAACAACAAAAAUCAUUAGACGAUAUUGAAUUAUCAAAUAAUAAUUUGCAAUUAGAAAAAUCAUCUGAAGAAAUUUCCAAUAAACGAAAUUUUCAUCUUUCAACAAUAAUUGAAUCGCCACAAAAUUUUCCAUCUCCUCAACAAGAAAAAAAUUUCCCUAAUAACACAAUUAUCCUAUCGUCUGAGAAAUCACAAAAAUCAAAUUCUUUUGAAAAAUUAUUGUCAGAUGCAAAUAAUGAUACAGUUGAUUCAUCGUCGGAAAUUGUUUUUCUAAAACAACAAACAAGUCUUGAAUCAACAAUUAUUACAAUCAAUGGAAAUAAUAGUGCAAAAUUAACACCAUUAUCUAAUGAUAAAAUUAUUGAUGAUAAUUUGAAAAAUUCAUCUCUAAUAAAGGAAAAAGAAGAAAGUCCAAAAAAAGAAUUUGAAUCAUUGGAACAAACUGAAACACCGAAACGUCCAACAGAGAGAAGUAAAAUAAUUGAAACAGCUAAAAAAAUACAGGAGGAUAUUAAAAGAACUGAAAAAAGAAAAUUCGAGGAAUCAAAAGACGUUUUACCGGAACUUGAUUCGACAAUUAUUUUAGAAAAUUCAGAAAUUGAUCUUGAAGCAUCAGAUAUUAUUAUUCCUGUUCCACAAGACGAUAAUUACGAUACAUUCAAACCACAAAAACAAAGUACCGAUCUUGUAAAUAUUCCAAAUUUUUCAUUAUUUGAUAAAGUUGAAUUGGAAGCACAAGCCGUUGCUCAAGAUAUUUAUAAUAAAUCACUGGAAAUUGCUGAUGAUAACGAUCACUUUAUAAGUGCCACCAGUGAUUUAUUUCAAGAUCCUACGAGUUUCGAUUUUCUAUUAAGUCAAGGAUCGAAUACAAAGUCACGUGACGUGAGAUUUGAAUCUUUAUAUGUCAAGUUCGAUCCAUUAAUAAAUAACAGUAUGUUACCUCAAGGAAAUAGUCAAACUGAAGACGAGGAACAAAAUGAAAAAAAUGAAACUCCAACAAUGCCGAGUGUAGACACGCCAAUGCGUAAUCCUGCUAUUGCCGCAAUCGAUAGACUUCUUUUCUUCAGUCCAAUAACGACUGGAAAUAAAACCGAAGCCACAAAGGACAUAAAGCAGGAGACGAGUGAAACAGCUCCACAAGAAAAUCCAGUCGUUGUCGAUGAGAAAAUGGCAAAAGAAUUGGAACACGUGAGAUUAUUGGUAGUGGAACAUGAGGAGAAACUCGAAAAAAACCAAAAAGAUCGCGAGGACGAUAAAAGAAAAUAUCAAAAAGAAAUGAAAAAGCAACAAGACGAUUAUCGAAAUUUGGAAGAGAAAUACAGAAAAUUAGAGGAACAACACACACAAGAACUUGAAAGCAAAAAACAAGUGACAGUUGUGCUCGACGAGUACGAAAGAUCGAUAAGUAGGCUUGUCGCCGAGAGAGAAAGAGAUCGAACAGAAUUAGAGGAGAAAGAAAAAUUAAAAGAAGAAUUACAAACAGCAACACAACAUCUCAGCAAUACGGAAGCUGCUUUUAAUGAUGUUCAUCAAAAAUACGAGCGUGCAAAAAAUGUCAUUGCUGCAUACAAAAGUAACGAAACAGUUCUCAAGGAAAGUCAUAAAGAAAAUUUAGAAACAAUUGCAAUGUUGGAGAAAAAAUACGAUACACUCAAGGGUCAUGCAAUGGCACAACUUGAAAAAGCAAAUCAAGAGCUGGAGACAAUUCAAAAGCAACACGAAGCAGAAAAUGUUAAAUUGCAGGCAAUGUUAAAAAAAGCUGAAUUAAAAAGUAAAUCGCUUGCAGAUCAAGUGGAACAAAAGACUAUAGAGAAUAAAGAAUUAACAAAAAUUUUAGAUGAAGUCAUAGCCAGGGUUGGCAAUAAAAAUAAAGAUUAAAAACAUUCGAAAAAAAGACUAAAAAAAAUAUAAUAAUAAUAAUAAUUAAUAAGAAAUAAUAAUAAUAAUAAGAGUGUGUCUCAAGGUGAUUUAAAACCAUUAUUUUUUUACUCGAUGGUAUUUUUACCCCCGUGAAAAACAUGACACCAGAUGUGUAAUAUUAUAAUGUGAAAAAUAUUAUAUAUUGUUUAUAAAUUUUUAUUAAUUUUUCGAGAAAAAAAAAAAGAAAGCAACUUUUUAUUAAUUUAUACGUUUAAGUUGUAAAAUAAACUAUUUUAUCGCUAAUAAAAUGUGGCUUAUUAAAAAG